Messenger RNA from Blepharisma stoltei, 5436 nucleotides. The record is from the annotation of a GenBank genome assembly. Lineage: Eukaryota; Ciliophora; Heterotrichea; Heterotrichida; Blepharismidae.
AUGGAAGUCGCGGAAGCGCAAUUUUUGGAGUCACUACACAGCCUGACCACCGCUAAAGAUAAAAUUUUUGAAAUCUCAUCAGUGAUGAUUUCCCAUCAAACAACAGCGGCUAAGCAUCUAGUUUCAGUAUGGCUUCGUGAAUUUCGAAAUUUUUCUGAAGAGAAAAAGAAGCUUGCAUUGCUAUUUGUCAUGAAUGACGUUCUAAUGAAAAGUUCUCGAGAAACCAGAAGUGAAGAGUACUUAAAAGAGUUCACUGCUAUAAUUGACGAUAUAUUGCAAGCCAUGAUCGAAUAUAAAAGUGAACAAUUUGUUGAGGAAUUUAGAAAAAUCGUGAUGGUGUGGGAAAAACCGGGUGGUCAAGCACGGAUGCCAACCCCUCCACCCCCUAAUAUAUAUGGAUCCCACCCCCACCCCCUAUGUUAAUAGAUCCCACCCCCUCCACCCCCUCUAUCAUAUAGGUAAACAUAUAAGUAUAAAAUCUUACAAAUAGGACAUACAAUAAAAUUUUAGUUAAUUCAUAAAUGGAUUCAUAAAUAGAUUCAUAAAUAAAUAUUAAUGAUCAUAAGUAUAUUUAGCAUAGACUGAUAUAGCCAAUAUAUUAGUAAUAUAUUUAAAAUAAAAUAAUUGCAAAAAACUUGCUACAUAGAAAGGAAUCAAUAAAUGACUCAAAAAAUAUUUUGAUAUCUCUAUAAAGUCUUUUACUCCCCCCAUUUAAUAACGAACACUUUUUUAGUUCGUUAUUAAAUGGGUCUAACUUAUAAAAUUCUUGGGAAAAAAAAAUAUAUAAAAUUUAUAUUAAAUAUCUAUGAUUUUUUAUAUAAAAAUUUCAAUAAAGGGUUAAUAAUAAAAAAGUCAAAUGAUGGCAACAUAAAGAGAAAGCGCCUAAAUUCAUGCGAAAAAAUAACUAUUGCUAACUCCUCCCUCCGUGAGCGAACAAAACCAUUAGAAAAGUCCCUCACUCUUCGUGAGCAAACAAAAAUUUUUUUUAAUAGAAAAAUUUUUUAUGGAAAAAAGUUUGAUAUAUAAGCGAUAAUUAUUAUAAUGAAAUCUCUGCCUAAUUCUUUUUAAUUUUAAACAAAUUGCGUUUUAAAACAUAAAUUUUACAAAUUCAAUUAAUAUUUGCUUUCAAAUUUUUGCGAAUUAGGAUUUUUUUAAAUUUCGUAAAAAUAAUAUUUCUAUAAAUUUAUAUAUAAAUUUUUUAAAAAAAAAUUAUCUCCUUCGUCAGCAAACGAGAUUUUUUUGUUCUCUUACGGAGGGGGGAGUAAAGCACAAUCUUAAGAUUAUGCCACUAUUAGCUCUUAUUUAUUAUUCUUUGCUCGAUUAUGCUUGUCUUUAUCUUACUUUAACUACUUAAAAUUUAGUAAACUGUAAAGACUAAAUUAGCUUAUAUAAAUUUUUUGUUCGGUAUUAAAUGGGCCUAAGGAAAAUUUUUAGGAAAAAAAAAAUGACUGUUUUGUUCGUUAUUAAAUGGCGGGGGAGCUAGCCUGCAUUCUUUGGAAAUUUUUUGACCUUUAUAUGAUUUAAAACACGAGGUAUGUGCUUGAAGGUUCAUUGAAAAUAUGCUUCCUCGCUAGCAAACUGUAUCCGAUUUUUUUUAUCAUCCCUUGACUUUGAAUUUUUUAUGCUGUGAGCAAUUAAUACGUUUUAUUUGCCUUUAAUACAGUUUACAUUAUAUAGGAGGGUGGGGGGUGGGGGUGGGGGUGCCAUCUAUUAAUGGAAUGGGGGUGUGGGUGGGAUCCAUAGAUGCAAGGGGGGUGGGGGUGUGAUCCAUACAUACUAUCUGAGGGGGUGGGGGUGUGUAGGAAAAAAAUAGCCACACCGCUGGCACACCGGUGUCACAUCUGUGGCACAUCUCUAGUACAUAUCUAGCACACCAUUUUACACGAUACGCACACCGCUGUCACAUCUGUAGCACCUCUAAAACCCACAGUAAGCACCUCAGACACACUGUUGUCACCCGUAGGCACAUAGCUGACACACCUAGACCCACUAUAGGCGCAGCAUAAGCACACCAUGGGCACACUAUACCCACCAAAUAGUAAAAAAUUGCAGACACAUCAUAAGCACACUGUAGGCACACUAUAGGCACAUCAUCGACAUAUAAGCACACUAUAGGCACACUAUAAACACAUUAUAGGCACACCAUGACCCACUAUAGACCCACUAUAAACUCAUUAUAGGCACACCAUGACCCACUAUAGACACACUCUGGCCCACUUAUGGCACCAUCCACCUAAAACAUAGACCAAAAUUAAAACCUGGAUUUUUCAAAUUAACUGAAGAAUUAAUAAAUUAAUUAAAAAAAUCUUGUAUUGGAUUAGAAAUUAUUGAAUGAAGUAAUGAAAGAAUUAUUGAAUAUGUAUCGAUUAUUAUUAUUGAUUAUUUAAAAAUUAUUAUUGAAUGAUAAAGAAAAUAAUGAAAUUUUAAGAAAUUAUGAAAAUAUUAAGAGUAUUAUUUUUGCAAAAUAAAGAGAGGAGUAAGGCUUUUUAUAUAAUUAAAAUUAAACUUAAAAUUAAAAUUAAAAUUAAAAAAUCUAAUAAAAUCUAAUAAAAUUAUGCUGAAAUAAUAUUUUUUAAGAGCUCAUCAUAAGACUCCUUCUUAAUCUUUUUUAAACAAAUGCAUUCAGCUUGAUAAAAAGGCUGAGGAAAAUCGUGCUUAAAUGAUCCAUGCAUUGAAAUCUUGAAGAAGCCUCUUUCUGGAGGACCAUGAACAAUAACUGGAAUUAGAAAUAGAUCUUCUAUGCCUGCAGUUCUUCUAUAAAGUAUUUCUCCAUCUUGAACUCUGAUUGAUUUGUUAAGUAAUCCAUAAAAUAUAUUCCAUUGUUUUCUAUCUUUUGAUUAAACUUUUCAAUUUCUCUCUCAUGCUUUUUUUUUUUUACAUUCUCUACAACACUUAAAAAAACCUGCUCAUUAGUUUCAAAAAACAAGAUUUCUGGUCUAAAGCCAGUUGUUUUGUGCACUUUUUGCUUGUUAUAAUAAGUCAUAAAGUAAUCAAUUGCUAGAUCCAGGUUAAAAUAUUGAUCCAUUGACAAACUAUAUUUUAUAAAAGAUUUUCUCAAGCUUGUCCAAAUAGUUUUAUUGGCUCUUUCAACGCAACCUUGGCUUUGAGGAUGAUAUGGCCUAGGAUUAAUUGAAUGUUGCUUUGCUUUAUCGAGUUUUCAAAUUCACCCUUAAACUCUGUUCCAUUAUCUGUUUGAAUGAUUUGCGGGGUUUUUUUGCAUGUCGUGCAUAUAUUUUUCUAGUUGUUGUGCUGUUGUAACUGCCUUUUUAUUUGCUAUUUUAUAGAGUUUUAUAUACUUUGAAAAGUGGUCAAUAAAGCUUAUUAAGUAUUUGCUUUCAGUAGGUACAACUAGGGAUUCUACAAUUUGUUUUGGGAUCUUUCAUAGAUCUACCUGAACUCUUUCAAGUGGCUUUGUUGAGAUUAUUAACUCUGGUGGUGCACUAAAUACCUUGGCAUGGGUAAUCGAGCAAACGGGACAUGAUGAGAUUACUAUUUUCGUGUCAUUUCGAAUAGAUUCUCAAUAAAAUCCAUUUUCUUCAAUAAGCUUGACAGUUUCUUCAACAGCCAAGUGCUUAUUUAAGUAGUUUAUGAAAAGUUUUUAGAAUAUUAUUCAGUUCUUCUUCGUAUGGGAUUCUCUUUAGGCUAUUUUUCAAAUUAUAAAAGAGGGACGAUUGACUUAAUUCACACACAUUUGCUGGAAUGUAUUUAUAGUUUUUUAUUAAUUGAUCUUUUUCAUUCAAAGAUCUUUCUCUUUUGGUUAGGAAUAUUUGGAUCAGCCAAUCUUUCUGGAAUAUAAUGAGUAUUGCUAAAGUAUUUUAAGACUUCAGCGUAUCUAUUAUCUGACAUAGGCUUGCUUGUUUUUGGGUAUUUAGGCAUUUUUUCGAUAUUCAACUCUUGAGAUAAGUUUUGGCUUAUACUCCUAUUUAAAUCAUUAGACAGAAGUACUUCUACUGCUUCUGUAGCUAAAGUACUGUAGAUUUUAUUAUGGUGUUGGCUCUGAUUUUGUGAAUUUUGAUCUUCCGACAACUUCUGAAUGUUAUUCAAGUGCAAUUUUUCAUUCUUUUCUUCACUGUCAUCUUUCUUUAUAAUUGAACCUUCGAUCUUUAUUGGUUGAUUUAUAUCAGCUUUCCAAGAUAUUAGCUCAGCAAGCAACUUUUCAUUUAAAUCGGUAUUUUCAUUUGAGAUUGGCGCCUUUUUCAAAGGAAAGAAAUCCAUACUUUCUUGAUUGCAUAGCGAUAAUAUUUGAUUGCUCUUUGAGUUUGGAGCUUGCUUAGACUUGCCAUUAGCCAAUUUAACUUUUUUUGUAGGCCUGAUAGCCGGAUCGAUUUUCUUCUUCGUCUAUUUUUUAAAUUUUUAUUAUAGUUAAACUUAAUCUCUUUAAACUUUUGGAUUCAUGAAAAAUAAUCUUUAUCUUCUGUGUAUAUAGUAUGCUAUAAUGAUCUAUAGUGUUUCAUAGGGUGCCAUAAGUGUGCCUAUAGUGGACUAGAGUGUGUUUAUAGUGGGUCAUGGUGUGUAUAUAGUGGGCCAGAGUGUGUCUAUAGUGGGUCAUGGUGUGCCUAUAAUGAGUUUAUAGUGGGUCUAUAGUGGGUCAUGGUGUGCCUAUAAUGUGUUUAUAGUGUGCCUAUAGUGUGCUUAUAUGUCGAUGAUGUGCCUAUAGUGUGCCUACAGUGUGCUUAUGAUGUGUCUGCAAUUUUUUACUAUUUGGUGGGUAUAGUGUGCCCAUGGUGUGCUUAUGCUGCGCCUAUAGUGGGUCUAGGUGUGUCAGCUAUGUGCCUACGGGUGACAACAGUGUGUCUGAGGUGCUUACUGUGGGUUUUAGAGGUGCUACAGAUGUGACAGCGGUGUGCGUAUCGUGUAAAAUGGUGUGCUAGAUAUGUGCUAGAGAUGUGCCACAGAUGUGACACCGGUGUGCCAGCGGUGUGGCUAUUUUUUUCCUACAGGUGUGAUCCAUACAGGGGGUGGGGGUGUGAUCCAUACAGGGUUGGGGGUGUGAUGUAUACAUCCAAACUGGGGGGGUGGGGGGGGUUGGCAUCUGUGCUUGACCAACCGGGGACUUCUAUUUUUGUCCCAGCCUUUACUGCACAAUUGAAAAAUAAAAUCCAAGAAACUAUUAAUAGUAUACAAGACGAGAAAUCAGGUGCAAGCGUAAUUCAGGAAUUUGAGAUUACAAGGAAAUUGGCUGAUCUUGAGUCAAAACAUGAAGAAAAUUUAGAGUUGGCUAAGCAGCUUGAUGGAUUAUGCAAGGUUAUGGACCAAAGCUCACUAGCUUGAAAUACAGCUGAUAUUAAAAGCCAGCUUUUAGAGUAUCGAGGGAAGUGUGAGCUUGAGCUGAUAGAGAGAUCUAACCUCUUAAUGAUGCUUUCAAGAACUCUUGAAGAAGAAUAUCAAAAAUAUAUAAGUUUUCCUGAACGCUUAGAAGCUCUUAAUAAUCAAUAA